This is a messenger RNA of Porites lobata, 2193 nucleotides long. The record is from the annotation of a GenBank genome assembly. Lineage: Eukaryota; Metazoa; Cnidaria; Anthozoa; Scleractinia; Poritidae.
AUGAAGGCCAAUUUCAGAUGUAGAUCUACGGAGACUUGUCCCGGAGUCACUGAGACAUGCAUUCAGCAAACAGUAUCAAAGAUUCAAGAGAACUGCCGGUUGUCAUCCGUCUUUUAUAAUAAAAAUGAGAACUGUGUUAUAUCGAGUGCGCCAAGAAUUGUCAUGUUCCCUCUUGACAUGAGGUAAUCAAUAUCGAAUUGUUUUUAUACAAAAAGUUACUAUUCUAUUUAAUCUGACUGAACAAGUCCACAAAGGGAAAGACAGGACAUUGACGCAUUGACAUCAAGUAUAUUGUCAUGCCGGCUUUUUCAAUUUUGAAUUUCAAAGUAUUUCCUCCCUACUUCGGCGAUCAAUUUAUUCCUGUCGGCUUCGAAAGUAAAAACUAUAUUGCUAAAGAAAGGAAUGAUGUAUAAACAGUGCAGGAGUAAAGGGUAUUAUUAGAAAAAGGAUCCGGAAUGGUCUUAAUUGAAAAUUGAAUACCGCCGUCAUGGAAAACAAUCACAUAAAUUAUAAGUUAAGUAUUGCGCCAUACGAACGAUGGGCUUUUAAAGUCCCUACAACACAAAAACCGAGAGAUUUAUACUAGAUAUUCUCGCCACUCGUGAUCAACUUAUAAUGGGCGUUAUCUUUUUCCUUUUUAUUGUUAACUUUUGCUCACUGUGAGUCAAAAUAAAUAAUACAUACACCAGAUUCAAUCACGAUUUUUAAUUUGUCUUACAACUCCCUCUCCCCAGGUAACUAAAAUAGCUUUUUAUUGAAUCAUAAAAGGCAGCAUAUGUAUUUUGUGGCUGUCUUUGUGGCUGUCUUUACUGUAAUUAAAUUACCAAUUCAAGAGUUUAAUUAUAGUACUGCCACUUUCUGAGUCAGAUUUCUUUCAGCUACGAAAUCAUAAAAAAAUUAGAACUCUUCGAAAGGGCUUGGACUGAAUUUGUGGAGGAUACAGGUAAGUUUCUUCUCUAGUCUCAGAGCAAAUCGUGCGAAAGAUCCCAUGACUUGUCAUUACUUUUUAAAUAAAAAGGCAAUAAAGAAAAUGUUGCUUAUAAUUCAUUUCCUUUAUACUUAAUUUUUUUCUGUUACAGAGAAAAUUCUUCAAAAUCAAAAACGAAAAUGAACCAGUCUGCCAAGAACGCAACAAUUACUUUGCCUGUGGCUUCACAAGACUCUCUUCUUCCGUGGUUCAUCACAUUUGGAGUGGAAGCGUUCGUUAUCUUUGUUGGAAACCUGGUAACAAUUUUAGCAUUUGGCACAAAAAAGUCUGCUAAAAAGGGCAAAUUUUUACUACUUAUUAAUCUUGCAAUCGCGGAUCUGUUGGUGGGAACUAUCCCCUUGCCACUGUAUUUAGUUUAUCUAGGAGGGGAAUUGACAUACUGGAAGAUUCGUUGGGCGCAAUGGUUGGAUAUAACCCUGUUUGGUAUAGAUAUUUUGCUGGGAUUUGCAUCCAUUAUGACAUUAACAGUGAUAUCUCUUGAACGUAUGUAUGCUGCAGUGGUUCCCGUGGGCUACCGCAGUCUUAAUCCACGACAUUAUUGGUUUUCCAUCGCUGUUAUCUGGUUUGUAGCUGCGUCUACUGCGGCGGCCUGUUUGGCAAGCAAUUAUGUGCUUAAAUCACUGGAAAUUGCGACAUAUGUCUCCAUGACAUUACUGAGCGUGCUUUGUACUGUGAUCAGUGUAUCAUACAUUACCAUAUGGCAGAGAAUUAAAUCUAAAAGAAGGAACAUGCGAAAGAAAACAAAUGAGUAUGAAAACAAACUCGCAUUAACAUUGUUUAUAGUAACAGUUACGUCUCUGGCUGCUUGGCUUCCAUUUGUAGUUGUCAACGUUCUGUAUGUAUUUUCUGUCGUCAAAAUGAGCUUCAGUUUUGUCUACUUCACCAAGGUCCUUCACUAUGGCAACUCGUUUGUUAAUCCAAUCGUGUACACCUUAAGAAUACCAGAGUUUCGCCAAUCUGUUAUCAAGAUGUUCAGUGCUCGCGUGAGUCACAGAAAACUUCCUUCUUUUCACCAACCUUCUAAUCUUGACACAGUCACUGAAAUAGGACCUGGUACUUCCCAAUCAAAUAAAAGUACUAGGACGGGAGCUACCUUUAAAAACACUAUGGUCAUGUGGAAAAAAUCUGCUGAAUAUCGCGAAAUUUCUGUUCUGCUUGCGGAAGGCAAUGGAAACUCCAUAACUGACCAGUGCGUUCAUGAUUAA